Molecule: messenger RNA, 390 nt
Organism: Plasmodium inui San Antonio 1
Lineage: Eukaryota; Apicomplexa; Aconoidasida; Haemosporida; Plasmodiidae
Exons: 2
Coding region: 1-390 (129 amino acids)
Source: RefSeq, a predicted model, not a curated record
AUGACUCCAUACAGGCCCUUAGGGGGUAAAGAGAAGGAACUGAAUCUUUGGGAUUUAGAAGGUGUCGGAGAGAUGUUGACCAGCAACCUAUCGAGAAAGAGGAAAAUAUAUAGAAUGAAUAAAAUGAAAGGGAGAAAAAGUAAACAAAAUAUGGCAAGCAAUGGACCCUCCAGCAACUCAAAACCAAAGAAGGAAUCAUUUCCAAGACAUCACUUCCUCAAAGUUCUGGGGCAUGACAGACUGCUUAUCAUUUUAGGUCUGUUCAGUAAACAAUCAGGCCUAAAGAACGAGUUCAUGUUCUCGUAUUUCUCUCUAGAGUCAAGAGUCAAGCAUAGGGGUUCCUUAAGGAAGUCCGCCCACAGGGAAAGAAUGAUCCUCCUUGACAGGUAA